AUACUCUAGAAAUUGAUCAUUUGAUGUUUGUAUGGAGGAUAUAUUAUCAUGAUUAUCAUGCAAACAUUUGAAACGUAUUGAUCAAAUCACCUUUUAGGUAGGGAUAUUAAUGUUGUUUGUUUUAAUAUACGGACACUACGAGCUAACAAUGAAAGCAUGACCUCAUUUGGAUGGAAGAGAAAACUUGGAGGUAAGGUGUCAAAGACAUUGUCAAAGAACUUCGAAAACAACAGCAAGGAUAACCAUGACAACCUGGAGGAGGUUGAUUGGCUGACCUUGGCUCCAAAGAGGAAAUUGAUUUGUUUGGAGGAUGGUCGGGCCAAGAGUGAGCGACUGAAGCAGGAGGGGGGUGUGCUGGCAGAGUCUGAGAGGUAUUGGGAAGCCAUAUCUAAGUGGGAAGAAGCUCUAGCCCUGACCCCAGAGGAUGAAACCCUGCACGAAAUGAGAGCCCAGAGUUACCUGCUCCUGAAUGAGGUGUACCCUGCAGUUCAAGCAGCAGCUAAGUGUACAGAGGUCAACCCACUGUGGUGGGUAGGUCACCAGACCCUGGGCCGAGCUCAGCUGGGACUGGGCGAUGUUGCUAUGGCUGUGAAAAGCUUCUCUCGUGCUGUUCAUCUUUACCCUGUGGACGAGGAGCUAUGGAAAGAGGAUCUACUGUGGGCCAAAUCCCUUCUGGACCAGCAUCACACGAUGCUGGGGGAACAGGAGGCCGAGAGGUCCUGCUGUACAUUGACCGAGGUCACUGAUACCCCUGCCAGACUUACUGCAAUAUGUGCCUCCCCCCACAACCCAGAUGGAGGGAGUGAUUCACAGGAUUCUGCAGACAAUUGUGAUCCAUCAAACACAAUGAAUGAAAACAGUGUUCAUGUGAAAGGGACUGGAAAAUGUGAAGAAAUAGAUGACACCAGUGACGGGGGUGGUCCUAAAAAAAACCCAGGUGUUACAUGUACAAACACCCACACAGACAGCUUCCGGGGCUCAGAGGAUGCGAGAGAGACCAAGAGAAUCCCCAUAAAUUAUAUCAGAAUGAGGCAGUGGGCUUCUGACAGGGUACAAAAAUAAAUUGUUACUCUUUUUAA
Messenger RNA from Magallana angulata, 1079 nucleotides. Its product is annotated as tetratricopeptide repeat protein 33-like. The transcript is spliced from 4 exons. Lineage: Eukaryota; Metazoa; Mollusca; Bivalvia; Ostreida; Ostreidae. Gene Ontology annotation, molecular function: protein binding. The coding region runs from base 157 to 1062 and encodes 301 amino acids. The record is from RefSeq and is a predicted model, not a curated record.